GAGGAAUCAACAGCCGCCAUCUUGACGCGGCUCGGAAUCGGGAUUUCGGGGGGAGCAUUAAUUUUAAAAACCGAUCCGAGCCACUCAGACGGACCCGAAACGGCUUUUUUCCGCGCUGGGAACCGACGUGUUGGUUCUGCCGACGAGAUUUGACGCAAACAUGUGAGGAUUACUCGGCUUUUUAUCGUCUCCACAGCCCGCUGUAUAUUUGAUUUCCCUUUUAGAGAGCGCCGCUUCUCGCCGUACCCUCCGCCGCGAGUCGCUGUAUUUACCGGGAGACAGCGACGAGAAAAAUAAUCCGGCUCAUAGAAAAUAUUUCUUGAAUUUUGCUCUUUUUAUUUAAGCCCGGGUCCGAUUUUAUGGCCGCUCGCUUCGACUGCGAAAAAGAUGAUUUCGCACCGACGCGAAACCGGCGAUCUGCGGGCGAAGGGAUUUUCUUACGCCCCGUGUGAUAUUUUAUGAUCGCCGUUUAUUUAUUGUCCUCGAAGCGAAAUAAUUUUUCGGACGCGAUUGUUGAGGAUAAUUAUGUGGGUGUUGGGUGUUGGAUUAUCAUGGGGUGAUCUUCGGCAGCGGAGCGUGGCGCUGUUGCCUUCCUUUUGAAGCCUCUUCUCUCCGGGCAGCGUUUCUCCAGUCUUGUCAGUCAAGAAAGAGGGAAAGAAAGAAGAAAAAAAAAAAGAACAACAGUAAAAUUGCUCUGUUUCGAGCAACGUUGGGGGAAAAAGUUCCCAGUUUUCCAGGAGCCACAAAGUUGGACUGUUAUUUCCCUGCAUCAUCAUCCGCCUCCGAUAACACGAGGAUGGCUGACAAUCUGCUGGAUGUCGGACCCCCCACUGCAAAGCGACCCAAGCUCAACUCACCUCUCUCGGGAUCGGACGGCCCAGAUCUUGUGUCUCUGUUUGACCUGGAAAACAACCUUCCAGACGAACUCAUUCCUAAUGGAGACUUGGGGAUGGGGAUGUCCUCCAACGGGGGCCCAGGUGGAGGGGGUCCUAGUCUCAACUCCAUCGUUCCAGAUGCAGCCGCAAAACACAAGCAGCUGUCUGAGCUCCUGCGACCGGGAAGUUCUUCUAUCUUGGGAGCCAGCCCCCAACAGGGAGGCAUGGUGGGAAGUCAGCUUGGCGCUGUACUUGGUAAAAGUCCACUGGGGCAGGGCUCCCCCAAUCACCAGUCUCCCCAGGGCCAGAAAGGAGUUGCUGCAGCUGGACAAGGCAAUGGAACCACAGCCAUGGGCUUCAAUCAGGCCAUGUUGAACAGUGGGCAGGGUCACGGGGUCAUGAGCCAGACUGGACAGGUGAUGAACGGGGGUCUGGGACCAGCAGGCCGGGGGAGAAUGCAGUACCAGGGCCAGGGUCUGCAGGGGGCACAAGUGGGUGCUGGACCCGGUGUUGGAGGCAGUGUGCUGGCAGAGACCCUCACUCAAGGAGGGCCACAGUUGGGUGCACACAACGUGUUGAAUGCUCAGCAAGCAGCAAACAUGAAGAUGGGGAUGUCGGGUGCUCCAUUUGGCCAGCAGUAUGGUCAGGCUGGAGUGCAGCAGAUGGGGGCAACGGGGGUCAACGCCCAACAACUCCAGAACAAGACGGCCCUUUCAAACAACCUGCCUCAAUUCCCUGCUGAGCUGAAGGGAGCUGGGAGUGUGCCAAACAUGUCCCAGUCUCAGAUGCAGCAGGUAGCGUCGGUGGGCAUGGUCCCCGGGGCUGGAGUGUCAGCAGGCCCAACGGCCGACCCCGAGAAGCGCAAACUCAUUCAGCAGCAGCUGGUCCUGCUGCUCCACGCACAUAAGUGCCAGCGGCGGGAGCAGGCUAACGGGGAGGUGAGGGCCUGCACUUUGCCCCACUGCCGCACCAUGAAGAACGUCCUCAACCACAUGACCCACUGCCAGGCUGGCAAGUCCUGCCAGGUGGCUCACUGUGCAUCAUCCAGACAGAUCAUCUCCCACUGGAAGAACUGUACGAAGCACGACUGCCCGGUCUGCCUUCCUUUGAAAAACGCAAGUGACAAGAGGAACCAGCAGCCCAUGCUAAAUUCACCUGGAGCUAGCCUGCAGAAUGCCAUCAGCACAGUUGGACCUGGCCAGCCUAGCGCCACAGCCAUCAACAGUGCUGCCACGCACAUCGACCCCAGCUCCAUGCAGAGGGCCUAUGCUGCCCUGGGCCUGCCGUAUGGGAACCAGUCCCCUGCUCAGGUCCCAGGACAGGGUCCAUCUCAACAAAACCCGCAGGGUUCCCAGCACCAGCAGCUGCGAAAUAUGAACACACUAGGCACUAAUCAGAUGAACCAGAUGGCAGGAGGCAUGGGUGUCCCCUCUUCAGACCAGACUGGCAUGCACUCCGACUCCUCUCUGCCCUCUUCACUCAACAAUCAGCUGAUGCCAGAUGGGUCAGUAGCAGGAGGCAUGGGAAACCUGCCCGCUGCCACCCCUCUCUCUGCUUCGGGGAUAAGGAAGGCCUGGCAUGAACACGUCACUCAGGACCUGCGCACCCACCUGGUGCACAAACUAGUACAAGCCAUAUUCCCGACCCCAGACCCUGCAGCACUGAAAGACCGACGGAUGGAGAACCUGGUGGCUUAUGCACGCAAGGUUGAGGGUGACAUGUAUGAGUCGGCUAACAGCAGGGACGAGUAUUACCACUUCCUGGCAGAAAAAAUUUACAAGAUCCAGAAGGAACUGGAGGAGAAGAGGCGCUCACGGCUCCAGAAACAGCCCAGCAUGUCGGGCACAGGUGGACCUCCGCAGCCUGGUAUGGGUCAGCCCAACACCAUGGGACCAGGACAGGCUGUCCGGCCUCCCAAUGGACCUGUGCCUAUGCCCAACAUGCCAAAUCAGAUAAUGAAUCGAAUGCAGGUGCCCCAAGGAAUCAAUCAAUUUAACCCAAUGGCAAUGCAGAAUGCGCAGAUGUCUCAGGCACCCAUGGGAGCACGUGCUCCCUCCCCCAUGAACCAUCCACAGCAGAUGAACAUGAGCUCCGUCCCCCCGAUGGGCAUGUCCCCAUCAAGGAUGCCUCAGACACAAGGAAUGAUGGGUGGUCAUGCGAAUAACAUGGUUGCCCAGCCAGCCAACCAGAGCCAGUUCCUGCCACAGGGCCAGUUUCCUGCAGCUGCAGGUGGAGGAAUGAAUGUGAAUGUAGGCUUGGGCCAGCCUAUAACACAGGCUGCUGUCACUCAGAAGCCUCAGAACUCGAACCUCCCUCUGAAUGCACUGGGCUCCCUUGGCCCGCAGCUGCCCUGUGGCCCUGCAGCCCAGCCCACCAGGGGUGCAACUCCUCCACAUAAUCCUUCUGCUGGCCUGCAGCCUCAGCAGCAGCAGCAGCCUCAACAGCAGCAGCAACAGCAGCAGCAACAGCAGCAGCAGUUGCACCAACACCAUGCUCCUGCGCAGUCCCAGGUGCUAUCCCAGCCCUCUACCCCUGCCUCCACGGGUGGGCCCUCCCGUACCCCAACCCACAUACCCAGCAUCCCUGGUCCCCUCUCAGCUAUGGGCACACCCCCUGACCCAUCCCAGCCGCUCACGCCCCUGCAGCCCCAACCUGAAGCCCCCAGCCAAAUGCAGCAGCCCACCUCAGUGAAGGCACAGCACCCCAGUACACCGGCAGCAGCCAGUAUAGAUAACCGAGUAGCCACCCCAGGUUCUGUGGCUGAGCUGAGCUCGCAGAAGGGCCUGUCUGACAUGAGCGGCACCGAAGCCAAACCUGAAGUAAAAGAUGAAGAAGAUGACAACACCUCUGGGAAGAAGCAGACUAAUAUAAAAAUGGAGCCGGAUGAUGAAACCAAACCCCUAGUGGUGAAGAAGGAGGAGCCAGAGGCAGCAGAGCCAAAGCAGGAACCAAUGGAGACUGAGGAGAAGAAGCCGGUGAUUAAGACAGAACCCAAAGAAGAGGAGGAAAGCGGGGCCAACAGCACGUCAGCCGCCUCCACCGCUCAGAACCGCAAAAAAAUUUUCAAGCCAGAGGAGCUGAGACAAGCCCUAAUGCCGACACUUGAGGCCCUCUACAGGCAGGAUCCAGAGUCGCUGCCCUUCAGACAACCUGUAGACCCCACGCUACUGGGCAUCCCUGACUACUAUGACAUUGUGAAGAAUCCCAUCGACUUAUCCACUAUCAAGCGUAAGCUGGACACCGGUCAGUACCAGGAGCCUUGGCAGUAUGUGGACGACGUGUGGCUCAUGUUCAACAAUGCCUGGUUGUACAACCGUAAGACAUCCCGUGUUUACAAGUACUGCACUAAACUGGCAGAAGUGUUUGAAGCCGAGAUUGACCCCGUCAUGCAGGGCCUGGGCUACUGCUGUGGCAGGAAGUACGAGUUCUCACCCCAGACGCUGUGUUGCUAUGGCAAACAGUUGUGUACCAUCUCCAGGGAUGGCACCUACUUCAGCUACCAGAACAGGUAUCACUUCUGUGAAAAGUGCUUCAAUGAGAUCCAGGGCAACAGUGUGACUCUGGGAGACGACCCGGCACAGCAACAGACCAAGAUAUUGAAAGAUCAGUUUGAAAAGAAGAAAAACGACAUGUUGGACUCUGAGCCGUUCAUUGAAUGUAAAGACUGUGGACGAAAGAUGCAUCAGAUCUGCGUGCUGCACCAUGAAAUCAUUUGGCCAUCAGGUUUUAUCUGUGACAACUGUCUAAAGAAGUCCAAUAAAACAAGAAAGGAAAACAAGUUUGCAGCCAGAAUUGGUAAAGGAUUGCAGUCCACAAGGCUGGGAACCUACAUUGAGGACAGAGUUAAUAAGUACUUGAAAAGGCAGAACCACCCAGAGGCCGGGGAGGUGUUUGUGCGAGUGGUGGCCAGCUCUGACAAAAAUGUGGAGAUUAAGCCUGGCAUGAAGUCUAGGUUUGUAGACUCAGGCGAGAUGGUGGAGACCUUCCCUUACAGAACCAAAGCACUUUUUGCAUUUGAGGAAAUAGACGGCGUGGACGUUUGUUUCUUCGGCAUGCACGUCCAGGAGUACGGCUCAGAGUGCCCCUUUCCAAAUACCAGACGGGUUUACAUAUCAUACCUUGACAGUAUUCACUUCUUCAAACCACGGUUGCUAAGGACUGCAGUGUACCAUGAGAUCUUAAUAGGCUACCUGGAGUAUGUGAAGAAACUGGGGUAUGUGAUGGGUCACAUCUGGGCCUGCCCACCCAGCGAGGGAGAUGACUACAUUUUCCACUGUCACCCUCUGGACCAGAAGAUCCCUAAACCCAAGAGGCUUCAAGAGUGGUACAGAAAGAUGCUGGACAAGGCGUUCGCUGAGAGGAUCCUACACGAUUACAAGGACAUUUUCAAACAGGCAACAGACGACAGACUGACCAGUGCCUACGAGUUGCCGUAUUUUGAGGGUGACUUCUGGCCUAAUGUUCUUGAGGAGAGCAUCAAGGAGCUGGAGCAAGAGGAGGAGGAGAGGAAGAAGGAGGAGAACACGGCCUCCUGUGAGGUACCCGAGGGAACCCCGACUGACAGCAAGAAUGCCAAAAAGAAGAAUAACAAGAAAACCAACAAAAACAAGAGCAGCGUCAGCCGAGCCAAUAAGAAGAAGCCUGGGAUGCCGAAUGUAGCUAAUGACCUGUCCCAGAAGCUCUACGCCACGAUGGAGAAACACAAGGAGGUAUUUUUUGUCAUCCACCUCCAUGCUGGGCCAGUCAUUAACACCCUGCCGCCCAUAAUGGACCCGGACCCUCUGUUGACCUGUGACCUAAUGGAUGGCCGUGAUGCCUUUCUGACUUUAGCCAGGGACAAGCACUGGGAGUUCAGUUCUCUGAGGAGAUGCAAAUGGAGUACAAUGUGCAUGUUGGUGGAGCUGCAUAACCAGGGCCAGGACCGCUUUGUGUACACUUGCAAUGAAUGCAAGCACCAUGUGGAGACUCGCUGGCACUGCACCGUCUGCGAGGACUACGACCUAUGCAUUAACUGCUACAACGUUAAGGGCCAUGAGCACCAGAUGGUGAAGUGGGGCUUGGGUUUAGACGACGACAGCAACAGUCAGGGUGGAGAGGCCUCCAAGAGCCCGCAGGAGAGCCGGCGUCUCAGCAUCCAGCGCUGCAUCCAGUCCCUGGUCCAUGCCUGUCAAUGCCGCAAUGCAAACUGCUCUCUGCCUUCAUGCCAGAAGAUGAAGAGGGUGGUUCAACACACCAAGGGCUGCAAGCGCAAGACGAAUGGUGGCUGCCCUGUCUGCAAGCAGCUCAUUGCUUUAUGUUGUUAUCACGCCAAGCACUGUCAGGAGAACAAGUGUCCUGUUCCCUUCUGUCUCAACAUCAAGCACAAACUCCGUCAGCAGCAGCUGCAGCAUAGGCUCCAUCAGGCUCAAAUGAUGCGCCGCAGAAUGGCCACCAUGGCUGGAAGGGGUAUGCCCCUGCCAUCUCCACCUACCUCAGCAGCCCCCGACACACCAAACUCUGUUCAGCAGCCUAAUACGCCCCAGACGCCUCAGCCCAUGCCCAACCAGCCCCAACAGCAUCAGCCACCAAACCCUGCCAAUAUUGCCCAAGUAUUUCCCAACAACGGCCGCAUCAGCCAGCCCCCAACACCAGUCCCACAGGGCAAACCAGGACCUCAGUCAUCGCCUCUGCAUCAGCAGCAGUCACCUCUGCCUAACAUGCCACACCAACAGCAGCCUCAGCCUCCGCCACCACAGCAGCAGCAGCAGCAGCAGCAGCAGCAGCAACCGCUGCUGGCAGCCCUGAAGGUGGCCAAACAGAUCGAGAUGGCAGCCAAGGCAAAGCAACAUCAGCAGCAGCAGCAGCAGCAGAAUUACGCCAUGAAUGGGAUGCCCAUGAACCACCCACGAAUGAUGGUGCCGAUGCAGGGCCAGAUGCAGGGCCAGAUGCAGAUGAUGCAGGGUCCACGGGGCCCUCAGGUGAUGCAGGCUAUGCAGCAGGGCCAGUGGGGUCCAGGAAUGCAGAAUCCCAUGCAGAAUCCCCAGGGUCAUCCGCCACAGGUCCCUCCUCAACAAGGCCCCAUGGCCCCUCAGCAGGCUCAGGGAACUCCCAUGCCCCAACAGGGCCAGCUCAUGCAGAGACCCAUAAUGCCUCAGCAACAGGGUCUCCAGAUGCCUGGGGUCAUGCCUCCCCAGGGGCCCUCACAGCAAGGCAUGACACCACAGCAGCAAAACAUGCCCCGGGGGAUGCCUGGAAACAUUGCUCCGAGUGCCCUACAGGACUUGCUGCGAACCCUCAAAUCUCCCAGCUCCCCCCAGCAGCAACAGCAGGUUCUCAACAUCCUCAAGUCUAACCCCCAACUCAUGGCCGCCUUCAUUAAACAGAGGACAGCGAAGUACCAGGCCAACCAGCCACAGCAGCAGAUGCAGCAGAACCCUCAGGCCAUGCUGGGGUCUCAGGCAGGAAUGCAGGCCAUGGCAGCCAUGGCAAACCAGGUGCAGAGGCCAGGUAUGGCACCCCAGCAGCAGCCUCCUCAGCAAGUAGGGCCCCAGAGCAUGGCACCUAUGGGCCCCCAAGGCCAGAUGAUGAAUGCUGCUCAAAAUGGCAAUCCCCAGCUGUACCGUAGACAACAGCUGCUCCGGAUGCAGCAGAUGCAGCAGCAGCAGCAGGCGCAGCAGCAGGCACAGCAGCAGCAGCAGCAGGGAGGAAUGCCUCAGAGCCAUAGUCAGUUCCCUCAGCAGCAGCCAGGGCCAGCCAGCUACUCCCAGCUUCGUAUGCAGCAGCAAAUGGCUAUGCAAGGAGGUGGGGGCCCCAUGGGCCAGCUCCCUCCCACAUCCCAAAUGGGCCAACCUGGCAUGGGCAUGGAUGGGACUCAGAAUCUCCUCCAGCAGCGCAUGCUUCAACAGCAGAUGUUGAAGCAGCAGAUGGGCUCUCCGGCGCAGGCCAACUCGAUGAGUCCUCAAUCACACAUGCUCCAAGGCCAAGCCCAGGGAGGAGCUCAUCUACCUGGCCAGGCAAUGGCAAACUCAUUAGGAAACCAAGUCCGCUCCCCAGCCCCCGUGCAGUCGCCCCGUCCACCUUCGCAGCAGCCCCCGCAUUCCAGUCCCUCCCCACGAAUACAGCCGCAGCCUUCGCCCCAGCACGGCGCCCUCCACUCCAGCUCUCCUCACCCCAGCCUCGGAGGCCCCAUGUCAGGCUCCAUGGACCAGGGACACAUGGGAACGCCGGAGCAGAGUGCCAUGCUGCCGCAGCUUAACACACCAAAUCGAGGGGGGUUAAGUAAUGACAUGGGUAUGGUGGGUGACACGACGGGAGACACGUUGGAGAAAUUUGUUGAAGGAUUGUAGCAUUUCAUGACAGAAGGCCUUGUUCUGUUUUCAGCUGAGAAAAUUUUGUACUUGCUGAUGUAAAAAGCGAAAAGAAAAACAAACUAAUGAGUCAUAUGAGGCCUACGGACUGUGAACUUUCCUGAAACCAAGGGACUGCUUUUUCUUCCAACACAGAGUGAUUUAAUAGUUGCUGUUGAAAAGAAGACAACAAAGACACAAAGAAUAUAUUUUUGGUUCCAGACCAGCCAUGCAAGAAUUUGCCCUGGUCUUUGUGUUGUUUUAAUUUGUUUUUCAUUUGUUAUGCUCUGGUAUUGACUUUUUUAACAAAACUUCUCAAAACAAAAAAUAUUUCAAUUUAUUAUUCUUUUUUUAUUUUGUACCUUUGCAAAUUAAUAUCGUAUUUGUGUUGAGAAGACUGUAAAAUUAUUUGCCUGGGGAAUUUUUUGCCAGGUUUCACCUCUUGCUCAGUUUCUCUUGUUCCUGGCUAAUUUAUUCUAAUAUGCCAUUUUUCAAAAGGACUGCCUUUGGGAAAGCCUUAAUUUCUUUCCUGUUUGCAGAGUCUAUGGGAGAUUAACGUAUUUGUAUAGAUCUAGGAACUAUUGCACACACCCAAACACAACAUGCAGGUGUAAGAAAAACUUGCAUUGAAGCUUGUAAUGUUCACAGGUGCCAGAAUGUUCAGUUUACUGGCCCGGGCCCAGUAUUUGUCUUGCAGAUGUUUAAAAAAAAUUGCUUUGUCUCUCCUUCAGUAUAAAGAAAUUCUCAUUAAGUACUGAACCUCUUUUGCCUGUGGUGGGAAAUUAAUUUGUUUGACUGCUGAUUUGUAUUCAGAGAGAGUUUUGUGCAUCAUGGUCUCUCUUGCAUUAAACUUGAAUUGAUGAACUGUUCUCUAAUGUAAAUCAUGCAGCUAGACAGUACUGUAAAUAUGCAGAAAAUAAGAAUGAAAUCACUGUACAAACUGGUUCAAAUGGCUCAUUUCGUACUUAUAUACCAUAUUGUUAAAUAAACCUGUGUGCCACAGA
Messenger RNA from Hippoglossus stenolepis (Pacific halibut), 9204 nucleotides. RefSeq names its product CREB binding protein b (gene crebbpb). Gene Ontology annotation, biological process: positive regulation of transcription by RNA polymerase II. Lineage: Eukaryota; Metazoa; Chordata; Actinopteri; Pleuronectiformes; Pleuronectidae. The transcript is spliced from 31 exons. The record is from RefSeq and is a predicted model, not a curated record. Gene Ontology annotation, molecular function: protein binding; histone acetyltransferase activity; zinc ion binding. The coding region runs from base 797 to 8200 and encodes 2467 amino acids. Gene Ontology annotation, cellular component: histone acetyltransferase complex; transcription regulator complex; nucleus.